AUGGAGAAGCAAAGAAGAAUACCCGUGGUAAUUGGCGUCGGUGAUAUAAAAAAUGCCUCCAAAACGACCGAGGAUGCUGCCGAGCCGCUGCAGCUUAUCCUGCAAGCAGUUGAAAUGGCAAUAAAGGACUCUGAGGUUUCAAGCCAGGCAGUCAAUCAACUCAGGUCGAGCAUUGACAGUGUGGAUGUUGUCAGGACAUGGACUUGGCCAUAUCCAGAUCUACCAGGUUCAAUUGCUGAGAGGUUAGGGGUUCAACCAAAACACAAAUUUUAUAGCGACAAUGGUGGCAACUCUCCCUGCAAGCUCUUCGAUGAAGCUGCCCGUCGUGUUGCCCUGGGACAAAGCAACGUUGCGUUGGUUACAGGAGGCGAAGCGCUGGCCUCACUCGAAGCUUUCGCGCGGGAAAAGAAAAUGCCUCCACCCGGUUGGACACAGCCGGAUGAAGCUGUCACUGGCGUGUUUUCCGUGAAGAAUAUGAAAUUGAAGGAAAACCUGGGCUCUAUCCAUUCUAUCGGGCUCCCAGUCCAGAUAUACCCACUUUACGAAAACGGAUUUAGAGCUCGUCGCUCCCAGUCACUACAGGACAACCACCGGGAAUCAGCUGAAUUAUAUGGCGAAUUUGCCAGAGUGGCAGAGAAAAAUCCUCUGGCUUGGAGUUAUGGCAAGCCGGCCGAGACGCCUCAGUCUAUUGGAACUGUGACCAAACGCAACCGUCUUAUCUGUUCUCCAUAUCCCCUUCUCAUGAACGCGUUUAAUACGGUCAAUCUUGCCGCGGCCUGCCUUAUAACGAGCACUGAAUUUGCACGAAAGCUCGGUGUCCCUGAAAUUCGGUGGAUAUAUCCUUUGGCUGGUGCAGGAACGGCCGACAGCAGCAACUACACGGCUCUGGAUCUCUCAGGUUUGCAAAAGGAGGAUAUUGAUAUUUUUGAUUUUUACUCCUGUUUUCCUAUCGUUCCCAAACUCGCCUGUCAGCAUUUGGGGUUGCCGAUUGUCAACUCACCAAAACCUAUUACACUCCUUGGAGGGUUAACAUCCUUUGGAGGUGCUGGGAACAAUUACUCUAUGCAUGCUAUCACGGCUAUGGUUCACCAACUCAGACAGGCCUCUGGACGCCCUCAUCAUGGAUUGGUCCUAGCUAAUGGCGGAGUGCUAAGCUACCAACAUGUCGUUGUUCUUUCUUCUCAGCCCCGAAAACAUGGAUCACCUUACCCGAGCGAGAAGGCCCUUCCAGAUGUUUUGACUGACAUGGACGUCCCAGUCGUUGACAGCCAGGCCGAGGGAGAGGCGGUCGUAGAAACCUACACUGUUGAAUACAGCAGGGACGGCACUCCAUUGCGGGCGUAUGUGGUGGGACUUUUGAAGAGUAACAACCACCGGUUUAUUGCCAAUCACGGAGACGAAAAUACAUUGACGCAGCUUUGCAAUAUAUCGGAAGAACCGAUUGGAAGAACUGGCUAUGUUAGAAGCGACUCGGACAAAAAAGAGAGGAACUUGUUCAGCUUUGAAAGAGUCAGGAAACUGUGA
Messenger RNA from Coccidioides posadasii C735 delta SOWgp, 1524 nucleotides. The record is from RefSeq and is a predicted model, not a curated record. NCBI's taxonomy places the organism in Eukaryota, Fungi, Ascomycota, Eurotiomycetes, Onygenales, Onygenaceae.